Messenger RNA from Penicillium alfredii, 2568 nucleotides. RefSeq lists its product as uncharacterized. Gene Ontology annotation, biological process: transcription elongation by RNA polymerase I; transcription elongation by RNA polymerase II; regulation of mRNA 3'-end processing. Gene Ontology annotation, molecular function: RNA polymerase II transcription regulatory region sequence-specific DNA binding. Gene Ontology annotation, cellular component: nucleus. The record is from RefSeq and is a predicted model, not a curated record. The transcript has 2 exons. Lineage: Eukaryota; Fungi; Ascomycota; Eurotiomycetes; Eurotiales; Aspergillaceae. Bases 1 to 2568 code for a protein of 855 amino acids.
AUGGUCGCUCGACACAUCAGGUGGCCGAGAGACCUUGGUCUGGGCUGGGAACCCCUACGACGAAGCAAAAAGCUAACAGCGGGCUCAGAUGAACCGCGACGCUCAGGCAGAGCCACCAAAGGUCAACACAAGAGUCUCGAUAUGGUCCCCGAUGGCCCGAAGAAAGGUAAGGGCAAAGGCCAAAAAGACAAAUCCUCCAAAACAUCCGCCGAACCCACCCCUGGCCCUAGCGAUGGCGAAGACGAAGAGAUCAUCCGAUGCAUCUGUGGUGAAUACGAAGAAGAGGAAGAUGUGGAACGGGACAUGAUUUGUUGCGACCAGUGUUCAGCAUGGCAACACAACGACUGCAUGGGCCUCGUGUUUCCGAAAGGCCACGAGCCGGAUGAAUACUAUUGUGAACAAUGUCGGCCGGCCAACCACAAAGUUCUCCUCAACAGGAUCGCCCAAGGUGAAAGGCCUUGGGAAGAAGUUGCUGAGAGACGGCGCCAGGAGCUUGAGGAGAAAAAGUCCAAGCGCAAGAAGGGCAAAAAAGGUGGCCGGAAGGGCCGACCCAGUGAGAGCAAGACGGAGGCUAGCACCCCGGCUCGGACAGUGGCGUCUGCAACGCCCUGUCCAACUGCUUCCCCAGCACCAGCACCGGGGGGCUCGGGAUCAGCUGAACCAGAGAAGAAUGGCCACGCUGGUGACUCGCGACGUUCCAGCACGAACAAACGCAAGCUCGAGGAGUCUGCGGAGGCGGAAGGAGUAAGUACUGCUGACCAUGACCAUUUCCCGUUUUAUACCAGUCCUGCUAACGUGUCUCCUUAUCAGGGUCCGCAAAUCAAGCAGCAACGAGUAUCUCCACAGUCCACUGCGGUGGAGACGACUGUUCCGCAGACCAAGGCUGAGUCUACAACACAGUUGCCUGGUGUGGCAGCCUCUGUCGACGAGCUCGUCAUCCCGGCUCGAAGGAGUGCUGCCACGGCCCUAGUCAAGCUAUUUGUAGAACAGAUUGCUGCGGCUCAAAAGAGGGGCUCAUUUACCCUGCGCGCUGGGCAGUCGCCGGAGGAGGUUGCACGGCCACUCGGUCUUUCGAUCGAGGGUGCCAUGUAUCACAAUAUCUGCGGACGGUCAGGCGAGCCCACCGAGUCAUAUAAGUUGCAAUUACGGACGAUCCUGUUCAACGUAAAGAAGAACCCUUCUCUACGGGAUCGUUUGCUCGUAGGUAGUCUUUCGCCUGACUCUCUGUCCAUGAUGAAGCCGGAGGAGAUGGCCAGCGAGGAGUUGCAACAGAAAGACGCCGAGAUCAAGCGGGAGGCCGAACGGCAACAUAUCAUUGUGCAGGAACAGGGUCCUCGUAUCCGGCGGACCCAUAAGGGAGAAGAACUGGUUGAAGAUGACUUGAAUGCUGUUUCGAAUGAUUCUGUGUUCUCCGCUGCGCCCCGUCGCAAUAUCGGAGAGGGCGAGGAUAGCCCUUCAGAACAGCACCCGACGAGCCCGACGGCACGACAGCCGAUCAAGUCCCAGGGGCGUGAUGGACACGCCCGGGGCCACUCGCCAGAUGGCGCACACCAUGACCAGGUUUUCCCCGAAGUCGCCACCAACAUUCGCGAGCCGGUGCCCAGUGGCAGAGUGCAGGCAGACGCCGAGAUUGAUCAACUGCUUCGUGACGAGGAACCCGAUUCCCCUCCUUAUUCGCCGAAAGAUUUCCAAGAUGAAGGUGUCGUGUGGCGUGGCAAGGUUGCGAUGGUUCCCCUUGCCGAGUUCAUGUCCUCUGCAAAGCAUGUGGGUGGCGCCGACUUGAGCGGACGGAUUCCGUGGAGCCAGCUCGCACCACCGACUUUGCUGGUCGACGGUCGUAUCGACGUCCAGUUGGCCAGUAACUACCUCUGCGGCUUGCGUUUCAGUUCCUCCACUGAUGUGUCUGUGGUUGCAAUCGGCCGCCCUGACAUGCCCAGCGAGCGGGCUGGUUUCGACAGACUGUUCGACUACUUCCAAGGCCGCAAGCGGUACGGAGUAAUUGGCAAGCACCCAGUGCCCGCUGUCAAAGACACCUACAUCGUUCCCAUUGAGGCCAACACUACGACGAAACCUGAGUUCAUUGAGCUUCUGGAAAAUAACUCUCUUGAUGGUCCUGCCGCGGAGCGUAUGCUCCUUGUCGUCUUUGUGGUCAAGACUGGCGAGUCAAAUCCUUCGUCAGUUCAGCCACCGUCUCACCAACCUAGCCAAGAGCCACCAUCCACUGCGAGCCCUCUUACCGCCGCCGGAACGACUCCCGGUUGCGCCGACUCCCCCUCCAACUUCGCCGCCACUCCUCCUAGCCACGCGCUGCCGGGCCAGUUCCCACCUCAACAACAAUCAACCGCUACCGGCGUGGCUGCCGCGGUGCAAGUCCUUGGCCCGCAAGUAAAUGCGCCUGCAAUCCAGCAGCUCCUGAAGACUGCGCCUAACGUGGACAUGGCGCAAUUGAAUGUCGUUCGCGAUAUCCUGAUGCGCCAACCCGCCGCCGCAUCCAACUACGACACCUUGAUGCAUGCUCUAUUCGAGACCCAGGCAAAUGGCCACGUUCCUCAGCCGACGACUCAAUAG